Messenger RNA from Pundamilia nyererei, 300 nucleotides. RefSeq names its product vacuolar protein sorting-associated protein 54-like. The annotation marks the transcript as partial. The record is from RefSeq and is a predicted model, not a curated record. NCBI's taxonomy places the organism in Eukaryota, Metazoa, Chordata, Actinopteri, Cichliformes, Cichlidae. The transcript has 2 exons.
UCCAGCUAGCCUGCUGGGAGGCACGUCCCAAUGACAUGGCCUCCAGUCACAGCUCCUCCCCAGUGCCUCGUCCCAGCAGCGGAGGCCGAGAUGGGAUCUAUCACAAGGAGCGAGAUCCUUCCCCACCUCGCUACCGGCAUAUCCGCUCUUUGCCUGACGUCUGCCCGAAGGAGCUGACUGGAAAGAAAAUGCAGCAGGUCUUGGAAAUGAUCCUGAGUGAAGUCAACCCUUGUGACUCGGAUGGAGAAGACCUAGAACUUCAGCCGGAUUCGGACUCGGAGCUGUCUGAUCAGUCUUCAG